Messenger RNA from Neltuma alba, 1871 nucleotides. RefSeq names its product RCC1 and BTB domain-containing protein 1-like. The transcript has 9 exons. The coding region runs from base 194 to 1615 and encodes 473 amino acids. The record is from RefSeq and is a predicted model, not a curated record. NCBI's taxonomy places the organism in Eukaryota, Viridiplantae, Streptophyta, Magnoliopsida, Fabales, Fabaceae.
AAUAUCGCGGGGUUCUUAAAGCAGCGGGAAGCAAUACGUUACGCUGGCCCCAUUUCCUAAGGUCUCGGAGCAACGACGGGUUAACUUUCUAGCCAUUUUAACUGCCUGCAUUUCGUGGAUUCAAACAGUACUUUGCAUUUCUUGGACAAUUGAAUGACUCUUUCCUCUCUCAGUCGGACUCUAAGGUCAAUCUAUGGAUAUUGAUGAUAUUUUUGGCAUCAUUCAACCUGUGAAUGUUCCAAGGAAGAGUGCAAUUUAUGUGUGGGGAUACAAUCAAUCUAGGCAGACAGGUAGAAAGGAGGAUAACGACCAGUUGCGGAUUCCAAAGCAGCUGCCUCCUGAGCUAUUUGGAUGCCCAGCUGGUUUAAAUGCACGCUGGUUGGAUGUUGCUUGUGGUCGUGAGCAUACAGCAGCAAUAGCCUCUGAUGGGUCUCUGUUUACUUGGGGGGCUAAUGACUUUGGCCAGUUGGGUGAUGGAACUGAGAACCAAAGAAAAUGUCCCAAGAAGGUAAAACAGUUACAAUCUGAGUUUGUAAAAUCUGUGUCCUGUGGAGCCCAUUGUACUGCUUGCAUUUCAGAACCCCGUGUGAGGGAUGGUGCCAGGCCAUCUGGAAGGCUCUGGGUUUGGGGGCAGAAUCAGGCUUCAAAUCUUCCUCGCUUAUUUUGGGGUGCUUUUAAACCUUAUAUGAUAAUUCGUGAAGCGUCUUGUGGAGCUGCUCAUGCAGUCGCUUUGUCUGAAGAUGGUCUAUUACAAGCUUGGGGCUACAAUGAGUAUGGUCAACUUGGCCGUGGUGUUACUUGUGAAGGAUUACAAGGUGCUCGUAUAAUAACUGCUUAUUCAAAAUUCCUUGAUGAAACCCCAGAGCUGGUGAAGAUUACCAAAGUGUCAUGCGGCGAGUACCACACAGCAGCAAUCUCUGAUAAGGGCGAGGUCUACACAUGGGGCCUCGGAAAUAUGGGUCAACUUGGGCAUUCUUCUCUCCAGUAUGGAGAUAAAGAGCUUCUGCCCAGGCGAAUUGUUGCCCUUGAUGAUAUUUUUGUGAAAAAUGUGGCGUGUGGUGGUGCACAUUCUUGUGCUUUGACUAAGGAAGGAGCUCUUUAUGCUUGGGGUGGUGGCCAAGCUGGUCAGUUAGGCCUUGGGCCCCAUCCUGGGUUCUUUUCUUGCGUCCCCAAUGACUCUCGGACAUUCUUUCAGAAUAUUCCAGUUUUAGUUAUUCCAAAAGGGGUGCAACUUAUGGCAUGUGGACAUUGCCACACUCUGAUUUCCACAAGCGAUGGUAGAAUUCAUGGAUGGGGUUAUAAUAAUUAUGGUCAGGCUGCCAACGGGAAAUCUACAUAUGCGUGGUACCCAUCGCCUGUCGACUGGUGCGUUGGGGAAGUGCGGAAACUAGCGGCUGGUGGGGGCCAUUCGGCAGUGCUGACUGAUGCAUGUUGCUUGAAGGAAUUGUGUGAGUUUACGCUUGCAGACAAUCUGACUUUAUCUAAUGCUUCGGAGGUAGAGGAUGUUGCGGCUAGAACCGGCUCAGAUGCUUUGGCACGGCUUUGUGCCAGACUCAGGGAGAAUUUGCUCGUUGCUAAUGAUUGUGCAAGAGAUGUGAAGAACAGUAAAAUUUGAAACUGUUGAAGUAUUAAUUGUAAUGCAUUUCCUGUAAUUCACACAUAUUCAUAACCGGCUUUGUAUUUGCUUGAACAAAAGUAACCAGGCUGGAUGAGGAUUCCUUGGUCAGAUUACUACAUAAUCAAUAAGGUCCUUGCACCAUUUCAUGACAUUGAAUGCCUGCAUUGAAGAUUUACAUCACUCUUGUAAUAAAUGUGAAUAUAUUAGAUAUAACUUGCAUUCUUCGGCAGUAAUUCUGCCUGUUUUCGGGUUC